GUAAAGACCUUGCAGCACUCGGCCUACUGGGCCGUUUUCAAGCUAACGGUCUUCCGAGCAGGCGGGCAUGACCUUUGCCUCUACUUCGCCUGCACGGGAGGCAACGCCUACAAGGAGCGCGACCGGUGGGUUGAGAAGAUGGGCACCUUGGUGAGCCAGGUGACCCGGUCACUCUUUCCACCGUCAGACAUCAAGGUUCAACCCCUACCGGGAAUAGAGUCGACCUCCACUCGGAUUCUGGCCGGCUUCCUUCUCCAGGGCUGCAACAUGGACACCUGCCAGCUGGUCUAUGCCGAGCUUCACGCGUACGUGGCAGGCGAGGCGAAGCUCAUCCUUUACAGGGACGAGUGGUGCGACAGGGAGGCAGAAACAGAACUGCUUGAAGAUUUGAGAUUGCAGACCUGGACGGCUGCCCUGCACCCAAUGCACAGCGUUUUUGAUUCCAUGGCUGAUGUCAUUGCAAAUGCAGCUGCGCAGUUGUUGACGAUCAUGCUCUCCAAUGCAUCCACCGCGGGGGCCUUGACCCAGCUGAAGGUCGCCUCAGCUGAGUAG
Messenger RNA from Symbiodinium pilosum, 552 nucleotides. The record is from the annotation of a GenBank genome assembly. NCBI's taxonomy places the organism in Eukaryota, Dinophyceae, Suessiales, Symbiodiniaceae.